CUGCAGGAUGACGUGAGGGUUAACAUUCAGUGUUAGUCUGCAAUGUAGAAAAUAAUACAAAGCCUUGAAUGAGAUGGUGUGUCCAAACUUUUGCCUGGUAGUGUGUAUUAUUAUAUAUUUAAGCCUGCAAAAAAAAAGAAGUCAUUUGAAAAGCUGUCAGUAAAUCAUUGUGAUGUCAUCACAACUUGAAGAAGAAAAAAAACAGUGCGGUUUAAGGACUUCCUCAAACGUUUCACAAGAACGAGAUAAAUGAUAAACGACAAGCACAUUCAGGCUGAGACUCACACCCUCAUAACGCUGCUUCAGUAACCUUCAGGAGACACGAUGGAAGCUGGAGAGGCGGUUUACACGUUGGUGGAAGCGCUCAUCGCUGUCAGCUGCUGUCUCGGUAACUUGCUGGUUGUUUUGGCUCUGUGGACCAGUAAAAGCAUUCGGCAGCCCACGUACUGCCUCAUCGUGUCUCUGGCCGUGGCUGACUUCAUGGUUGGCUGUGUGGCCAUACCGCUGGCUGUCGUCGUGGACGGACGAGUGGAGACUUCGUUCCACGCUUGUCUCUUCAUCAGCUGUGUGGUCGUCCUGCUGACUCUGGUUUCAGUCCUGUCUCUUCUGGCGAUUGCAGUGGACCGUUACCUGCGGGUCUACAUCCCUCUCAGGUAUAAAAGGACUGUAACCCAGAGACAUUCUUAUCUGGUGGUCGCUGCAUGUUGGCUUGGUUCAAUACCACUGAGUUUCACUCCCAUGCUUGGAUGGUACAACCACAAAAACCUGCCCGAGUCUGUCAAUUCUACAUUUGUCUGCCAGUUUAUCGCCGUCAUCCCCAUGUCUUAUCUGGUGUAUUUCAACUUCUUCCUCUGCACCUUGACACCUCUGUUGGUGAUGACUGCGUUGUACAGCUACAUCUUCUGUUCUAUUCGAGGAAACCUUCGCGAGAAACCAGGCAACGUUACCCCAAAGCAGUCCCAGAACUACCUGAAGAAAGAGAGGCAGCUUGCAGGAUCUCUGUCGCUGGUCUUGGCUCUGUUUGCACUGUCCUGGCUCCCUCUCCACUUCAUGAACUGCGUCGCUUACUUUGGUAAAGUAGACGACGUGCCGAAGUCAGCGUUCCACGUGGGCAUCGUGCUCACUCACGCUAACUCAGCUGUCAACCCGGUUGUAUACGCGUUCAAAAUACAAAAAAUCAAGACGGCGUAUCUGAGGAUCUGGAGACAAUAUUGUUCAUGUGCGGCAGAAAGUCAAGGAUCUCAGUCAAGCCAGACGACAGACAACAAUCCCAGCAGCAACAUGAACAGUGGGACCAACGAUGACUGAAGGCAGAUUUACUUGUUAGUGUCUCGAUGUUUUCAAGUUUGACUGAUAAAAUGUUUAACCCUCAUGUCGUCCUGUGGGUCAAAAUUGACCCAGUGUGAAGUUUGAAAAUGUGGCAAGAAUAUAUAUUUUCACAGUGAAACUUCUGAUGUCCACAUUUUCAACAUUUCUGGGAAAUCUCUGAUCAUUUUUUGGUGGAAAAAAGAAAUACUAAAAAUAUGUUUCUUAAGAACAUUCACAAAAAAAUUUUUUUGUGAAUGUUCUUAAAGAAAGUAUUAGAAGUUUUACUGAUGCAUAUGUAAUCACUUUAGAUAUUUUUAGGAUUUUUUUGGAAGAUUUUUAUUCAUUUUAAAA
Messenger RNA from Amphiprion ocellaris (clown anemonefish), 1659 nucleotides. Its product is annotated as adenosine receptor A1-like. The transcript is spliced from 2 exons. The coding region runs from base 325 to 1308 and encodes 327 amino acids. Gene Ontology annotation, cellular component: dendrite; membrane; synapse. Lineage: Eukaryota; Metazoa; Chordata; Actinopteri; Pomacentridae. The record is from RefSeq and is a predicted model, not a curated record. Gene Ontology annotation, biological process: G protein-coupled adenosine receptor signaling pathway. Gene Ontology annotation, molecular function: G protein-coupled adenosine receptor activity.